AUAGUUGGAUAGACUAUAGAACUGUUGGAUAGACUAUAGAACUGUUGGAUAGACUGACAGAACAUUUGAAACUAUUGUCAAAACUAUUGCUUUGUUUUGCGUUUAGAAUCGAAUUAAUCCAAGAAAUGGCCGAACAUUUGCCGAAACCGUUAACCAAUCCCUUGAAAUCGGCUCUCGAGUCGGAAGACCAUCAGUUAAGACACACGGAAACCGCCGAAAAGGUCAUUUUGCCGUCGGCUGAAGACCUGACACAAGAGCGCUCUCAACAGGCAUUGUUGGCGUCCAUCGAGUCGGCGGACAAAUCGCGACUCAAAUCGACGCAAACGCAGGAGAAAGUGGUGUUGCCGUCGGCGUCGGACAUCGCGACUGAGAAAUCGGCUUAAAAUCAGUUUUAAUGCUAUUUACAGUCUAAUAAAUCGGGUCACGUGGUGGCGUUGGUCACUCGCGCGGCAUUUGUUGAUUGGA
Oppia nitens is the source of this 465-nucleotide messenger RNA. RefSeq names its product thymosin beta-like (gene cib). NCBI's taxonomy places the organism in Eukaryota, Metazoa, Arthropoda, Arachnida, Sarcoptiformes, Oppiidae. The coding region runs from base 126 to 383 and encodes 85 amino acids. Gene Ontology annotation, biological process: actin filament organization. Gene Ontology annotation, molecular function: actin monomer binding. The record is from RefSeq and is a predicted model, not a curated record. Gene Ontology annotation, cellular component: cytosol. The transcript has a single exon.